AUGUCCAGGACACCGCCGCAGUAUGUGACCAACAGGGAACUUCGGUCCAUUGCUCGAUUGGGAUUGUGCAAGUGGCAUAUUCACCAGGAGGAUAAGGUUGUGGCUAACUGGGAGGAUAUCCUUGGAUGUGUCGAGGGUAUCAGCGGGAUGUACGACGAGCAACGGGAAGAGAUCAUUCAAGAUUUGAAGGAACUGCAGAAAGAGGUCGACGAGUGUAGAAGGUUGCUCCUAGUCAAGGAGGAUUGUAAGGAUGCUCUUUCUGUGGUCCUUCGUCGGCAUCUCAACAGAAAUGCACGAUUGAAGAAGGAAUUAGUGGAGAGCCAAGCGACUUGUGCUCAGCUGCAGAAGGAUUUAGCGAGAUUCAAGGACCAGAAAGAGGAAAACUCUCGACUCUCUGCCGAGAACUCUCGCCUAUCAACUUUACUCAAGAGAGCCGAGGAAGAACAAGAACGCUACAAGAACCAGGAAACCAACCUAACUACGGAGUGCGAGAAACUGCGUAAGCAGAACACAGAAUUGCAGGCGGAUGUUGAGUCUGCUAAGGACAAGUAUAAAGAUUUGCAAGGCAAGGAACAGUCAGCAACUAGGGAGCUGAUGGCAACGACUGCUCAACUACAUGAAGCUCAGUCUCUCAACCUGGACUUGGAAAGCGAUAAGCAGACCUUGCAGUCAGAGAUCGACAUCCUAAAUCAGGAGGUGGAGAAAUUGAAUGAUAAGAAUACCUCCCUCUCCUCCCAGCUUGCAAGUACUGCAUCUUCUCUGGAGACAGUGACGGAGGAGCUGUGUGUCGCUCAUAAAGAGAACAUGGGGUUUCGUGAUGAGCUCAUAACUGCAACUAGAGAGAUCAUGGAGCUACGCAAUAAGGUCACUCAGUUAUCGACUCCAGCCUGGUACAAAGUGAUACAAUGGCUUAAACAACAAUUCUCGAGUCUCAGGAAUUUGCGGAACCCCGGCAAAGAAAUGUCAGAUGAAGAGGAGGGAAUUGCGCUGGCCCCAACCGUCGCAGCCAGGGAAGCAGAACCGGCUUGA
Messenger RNA from Aspergillus lentulus, 1029 nucleotides. RefSeq lists its product as uncharacterized. Lineage: Eukaryota; Fungi; Ascomycota; Eurotiomycetes; Eurotiales; Aspergillaceae. The record is from RefSeq and is a predicted model, not a curated record.